Molecule: messenger RNA, 990 nt
Organism: Schistosoma guineensis
Lineage: Eukaryota; Metazoa; Platyhelminthes; Trematoda; Strigeidida; Schistosomatidae
Source: the annotation of a GenBank genome assembly
UUGUUGACUACGUUGACUACCUACUGUGUAGGUGGUGAAAGUUAACAAUGUACAACAAGGCGAGAAUUUGAUAAUCACGUUACUGUAUUACCGUUGUCACCCUCCUGUUGUCGUCUGAGAUAAAUGAUGAUUCCAGGUUAGGGAUUGCCUCGUGAUUCAGUUUGAUGAUUCCCACCGUGUAUCUCCUACUCACCUCUAGCGUAUUUUCCUAAUUUCCUCUUCAGUUAAAAGUUGGUUUGUUCGUUGCUACGUUGGGUUGUUGCGGAUAUUAUUAAUCCAAUGGACAAAGUAUCUUGUAUGGAUGUAUAGUACAUAUAUAAGGCUUUUGACGUUCUUCAAGUUUUAAUAUUUUUUGUGACAAUAGUAUUGUCAGAAAUCCCUCACUUGGUUGUUAUGAUGAUUUGGAAUAAUACUAUGAACAUAUCUCAAAAGUUUUCAAGACUAUUUAAAACACUUGGAAAAUUAUCAUAUCGUCAAGUUAACACAUUAUCAGAUGAUAUAAAUCAGGUAGUUCUGUUAGGUAAAGUGACUUUUUUACAUUUGGGUGAAAGCGCUAAUGGUAAAAAUGUUUAUGCAUCUAUUGGAUUAGUAACGAAAAAUAAUUAUAUGACUGCGAAUGGAUAUUCAUCUACCUUAGCUUUUCAUAAUGUGUUUGUUUUCAAGCAAUCCUUUGUGGAUAAAGUUAAACAUUUAACUAAAGGUGAUCGAUUAUGUGUUAUUGGUCAAUUGAACUCUUAUUCUAAUCCUAAUGGUUAUUGGCGUUCUAGUGUUACAGCUGAAGUAGUGAGUCCACUUAUUGGAUUAUCAACAGUUGAUACCGAUGAUGAUAUACAAGCUGAAAAAGUUGAAGAAGACGAAGAGAUUUUAACAGAUGAAAUGAAUAAUAAAUUUGAUGCUGAAAAAUAAUACACUUCAGUAUAUGUAUAUAUAUAUAUAUAUCAUAGAUUUGUACAAUAUCUUGUGUGUAAUAAUAAGAAAUUCGAAAUAGAA